GCCAACCUCCCGUAGCAUCCGCCAGGAAGCUGCUUCAGCCGGGACUGCGAAGCCGCUAAUCGGAUUUUCUGCUCGCGUUCCCGGGGUCCGCAGCCAGGGAUGCAACCCGAGCUGGGCAAACCGGCGGGGGCGGCACCAGUCACCAGCUUUGUCCAGGUUCCCGUGGUUUCAAAUCAGAAUUGUUCAAACUCCUGGCAGUCCUGAACACUUCAUCUUGGUUUACUGUUUUUCUACUUUGACUAUAUCAUGGAAAAUCAAUUGGCAAAAUCAAUUGAAGAACGGACAUUUCAGUAUCAGGAUUCUCUUCCGCCAUUGCCUGUCCCUUCACUUGAAGAAUCGUUAAAAAAAUACCUUGAAUCAGUAAAGCCAUUUGCAAAUGAAGAAGAAUAUAAGAAAACUGAAGAAAUAGUUCAAAAGUUUCAAAAUGGAGUUGGUGAGAAAUUGCAUCAGAAAUUGCUUGAAAGGGCUAAAGGAAAAAGAAACUGGCUGGAGGAGUGGUGGCUCAAUGUCGCCUACCUGGACGUGCGCGUGCCGUCACAGCUCAACGUGAACUUCGUGGGGCCUUCCCCGCACUUCGAGCACUACUGGCCCGCCAGGGAAGGCACGCAGUUAGAAAGGGGAAGUGUGAUUCUGUGGCACAACUUGAACUACUGGCAGCUGCUAAGAAGCGAGAAAUUGCCUGUACACAAAUCUGGAAAUACUCCUCUAGACAUGAACCAGUUCCGAAUGUUGUUUUCUACCUGCAAGAUUCCAGGAGUUGCUAGAGAUUCAAUUAUGAACUACUUUAGGACUGAGAGUGAAGGCCACUGUCCCACCCACAUUGCUGUGCUGUGUCGAGGCAGAGCUUUUGUCUUUGACGUGCUGCACGAAGGAAGUUUGAUCACUCCACCAGAGCUCCUCAGACAACUGACAUAUAUCCACAAGAAGUGCUGUAGUGAGCCUGCGGGACCCGGCAUAGCAGCAUUAACCAGUGAGGAGCGAACGCGAUGGGCAAAGGCUAGAGAAUAUCUGAUUGGUCUUGAUCCAAAGAACUUGACUUUAUUAGAAAAAAUUCAAACGAGUUUAUUUGUGUAUUCCAUAGAAGACACCAGUCCACAUGUAACUCCAGAAGAUUUUUCUCAGGUCUUCGAAAUGCUUCUUGCUGGAGAUCCAGCAGUACGCUGGGGUGACAAGUCCUAUAAUUUGAUUUCCUUUGCUAAUGGAGUAUUUGGCUGUUGUUGUGAUCAUGCUCCUUACGAUGCAAUGGUUAUGGUGAAUAUUGCCCAUUAUGUUGAUGAGAGAGUCUUAGAGACGGAAGGAAGAUGGAAGGGUUCAGAAAAAGUCCGGGAAAUACCACUUCCUGAGGAGCUGGCUUUCACUGUGGAUGAGAAAAUACUAAGUGACAUCUACCAAGCCAAAGCCCAGCACCUCAAAGGGGCGUCGGAUCUCCAGAUCACAGCACGUGCUUUUACAGCUUUUGGCAAAAAGCUCACCAAGAAGGAGGCCCUACAUCCUGACACCUUUAUUCAGCUCGCACUUCAGCUCGCCUACUACAGACUUCACGGACGCCCUGGUUGCUGCUAUGAAACAGCUAUGACAAGAUACUUUUACCAUGGCCGAACAGAGACCGUACGCUCCUGUACAGUGGAGGCCGUCAGGUGGUGCCAGUCCAUGCAGGAUCCCUCUACCAGUCUUCUUGAACGGCAGCAAAAGAUGUUACAAGCUUUUGCAAAGCAUAAUAAGAUGAUGAAAGAUUGUUCAAAUGGAAAAGGAUUUGACCGUCACCUUCUAGGUCUUUUGCUUGUAGCAAAAGAGGAAGGCCUCCCUGUUCCAGAGCUAUUUGAGGAUCCUCUUUUCUCCAGAAGUGGAGGAGGCGGGAACUUUGUUCUCUCCACCAGUCUGGUUGGUUACUUACGAAUCCAGGGAGUCGUGGUUCCCAUGGUACACGAUGGGUACGGGUUUUUCUACCACAUCCGAGACGACAGGUUUGUGAUGGCAUGUUCGGCCUGGAGGUCAUGUCCGGAGACUGAUUCAGAAAAGCUAGUUCAGAUGAUUUUUCAUGCUUUCCACGAUAUGAUACAGCUGAUGAACACCGCUCAUCUUUAGAGACUCAGAGACAGACACAGAUGAACUUGGUACAGAGAGCAGAUGGAGGAAUGACCUGGAAGGAAUGUUCACUUAAAGGAGACUUGUUAAGUGUGGUGAUUAGUAGAGUCUUGCUCUCUAGAUUUAUUCUACCUUAGAAGGUGGAAACAUCUUAAAACUUCUGGUGUUGCAGCAGCAAUGUGAAGUCAGACAUAGUGAAUACAGAAUGUCUGUGCAAUAUCUAAUAGAAGCCUCAACAAUGCAAUCUCACUAUUGUAACAAUGCAAAUCCUACCCUAACUUUAAAAUACCCUUCUUGGCACAUGUAUAGACUGCAAGUCCUCUGUGAACAUAAUUGUAGACUACUUUUCAAGCACUUUUAAUAUUUUCUAAUUGCCAGAGGUUAUAUAAAGCACAUGGUUAGAUGCUAAUUUCCUUGAAGUCAGUGCCUUUCACACCCAGUACAGGGAUACAAGCCUUUUGGAUUUCAUGGGAAAACCACUACAGUUCAAUAGUGAUCUCAGAAAGCUCCUUUGAACAGACAAAAGAAUCAAGUUGUAUUAGAAGUAUUUACAUUAAUACAGAAAAAAAAUCCCAGCAAAACUCAUAUGGUACAUUGUAAUUCAUUCUGUGAAUACAAAAUUAAGGCACUUCCAUUUAAACCUAAUUAUUAGAGGUAGUGACUUUGAAAGGGUUAAAUGUUGAAUAUUAUUCUCAGGACUUUACAGUUGUUUCCCAUUGAUAUUCAAUUGUGUGGUUUAUAUUUUCAAAGAAUAAAGUAUCCAGAAUCAUA
Peromyscus maniculatus bairdii (prairie deer mouse) is the source of this 2856-nucleotide messenger RNA. RefSeq names its product carnitine O-octanoyltransferase (gene Crot). Gene Ontology annotation, cellular component: peroxisome. NCBI's taxonomy places the organism in Eukaryota, Metazoa, Chordata, Mammalia, Rodentia, Cricetidae. The record is from RefSeq and is a predicted model, not a curated record. Gene Ontology annotation, molecular function: carnitine O-octanoyltransferase activity.